This is a messenger RNA of Mangifera indica (mango), 1892 nucleotides long. RefSeq lists its product as uncharacterized. Bases 579 to 1526 code for a protein of 315 amino acids. NCBI's taxonomy places the organism in Eukaryota, Viridiplantae, Streptophyta, Magnoliopsida, Sapindales, Anacardiaceae. The transcript has 3 exons. The record is from RefSeq and is a predicted model, not a curated record. Gene Ontology annotation, molecular function: phosphoglycerate dehydrogenase activity.
UUGUUGUUUGUUGGUUUAAUUAAGUUUUCUGAAAGAUGCUCAGCUUUGGAUUUCCGAAAUUUUGAAUUAAAAAAUUAGGUUUCUGAAGGGUUAUGUUGUUUGGACAGUGACCAUUUUUCUCAGCUUUGGAUAUCCCAAAAUUUUCUUUUUUAACUGUGUCUCUUGAGCUUGAACACUUUGGAUUUUUCUCCCGUAUUUUCCCAUCUUCUUAUCCCUACUCUAUCUCCUGUUUCUUCUUCUGGUUCGGUGUUGGGUUCUUUCUCGAUUAGAUGAUUGCUAUUUGUUUCUUAUUUAAAUUCCUACGGGAUUUAUGUAUAGUUUCUCUUAUUCUGCUUGAGACUUUUGAGGUUUCUGCCCCUUCUCCAUAUCCCUUUCUCACUUGGAGUUCUGUCCCUCAAAAUAUUUAUUUUUAGUUUCAGUUGGUUUUCUUCAGUUUUUUUCGCAGCAUAUCCUUUUGCUGUAGUUGACUGGCUGGGUUUUCUAUGUUCUCAUGACUCUCACUUGUCUAAUUUUUUCUGAGUUGUCAACUGAAUCAAGUUGGAAGCAUUUCACUGGAGAGAAUUGAAUCUCUGAGGGCAAUGGAAAAUUCUUACGAGACAUCUGAUGGUAAGGGACCAACCAGUAAUGGCCACUUUAUAAAGCACUCUCCUUACCAGCAAUGUGUUAAGGGCUCACUACCUUGGCUUAAUUUAAGAGUUUUCUAUGUUAGAAUAAGCAAAUGUGAGAUUGAUGAUUCAACACCUGAUUGCCUCACGCUAAAUCAUAUUCCCCUGCAUCCCAACACCCUUCUCGAAGUAAAUGGCAUUAGAACAAGUAUCUAUUCUGAUGGGGCUUCAACACUCCUCAGAAGGGAUCGAUUAGAUAAGAGAUCUGAAGAAGUUACAUUUGUGAGCACUGAUAGUAUUAGGAUGACAAGAAGUGUGAAGUUUGAGGUCUUUGAUAAGGACGUUCUUGUGCUAUCUGGGGUUUUAGAAUUGUGUAUCAGUAAUGGUUUUACUGGGGAUCCAGGAAACCAUGACCAGAGAUGGAGCAUGAAUUGUGAAUCAGACAUGACCUCAGGCACUGGUUUCCUGAAGGCUAGACAAUUUACAGGGUCAGACCCUACUUCACCAACAAUUGAGGUGUAUGUUGCGGGGUCCUUCUCUGGCACUCCAAUCAUCUUAACUAAGACUUUGCAGCUUAGUUCUCGGAAAAAGCAAACAAGAAAGGGGAUGUUGGAUUCCAUACCAGAGUACGAGGCAUAUGAAUUCAAGAAAGAUGAUCCAUCUGUGCUUCCUUUGCAGAUGUCAGAGUACUCAAAUCACAAACCAGAAAAUGAAGACUAUUACCGCCCCUACCUGGGGACUGAAUAUGUACAAGGUGAAUAUCUUGAUGGUGAAGAUGGGGAACUCUCAUGGUUCAAUGCUGGUGUGAGGGUGGGUGUUGGCAUUGGCCUCAGCAUAUGUGUGGGAAUCGGGUUAGGUGUAGGUUUGCUGGUUCGUACCUACCAAGGCACAACCCGAAACUUUAGGAGGCGGCUUCUAUAGCAACAUCCAAUGUUAUCAUCGAUCAAUAGAAGCUAACAUACCAGUGUUUCUGACAGAAUACAGUUAUUGAUUAGAAAGUCAAGUUUUUUGUAUUCAGUGCGGUUGAGGCAAGAAUUCCAGUUUAAUCUUGGUUUUGUCAUUCGUGCGGGGAGAGGUGAGCCUUUGAUCUAAGAAUAAAGCAUAAUUGUAUUUCAUAUGGACCACCAUUACAGCAGUAAUCUUGCAUGCUUGUCCUGCUCAUAGUUUUCAUAAAUGUACAAGUUCAUUAUGGAGUUGUAGAAUUUUGUCAGAUGAAGUCAUGAUUUUUGUCUAUAGAUAUCACUAAAGCUGGGGUAAUGGAAAGAGGUAUAGAUCCUUUUUUGACAA